AUGCCGGGGCAAUGACAGCAGCCAUCAGUGCAGCGGAGGCAGGCACGCGGUUCCACACCUGCCCUUUGCACCCACCCUCUUUUCAAUUCGCCCUUCGUUCCACCUCCCCUCCUCCCUCCCUUCCACCCGCCAGAUGCCGGUGCUGGACGGGUACGGGGCGACAGCGGCCAUCAGGGCAGCGGAGGCAGGCACGCGGUUCCACACGCCCAUAGUGGCGCUCACAGCACACGCCAUGACCAGCGAUGAGAAGAAGUGCCUCGAUGCGGGCAUGGACGCGUACCUCACCAAGCCCAUCGACCCGGCUCUCAUGGCGCACACGCUGCUUUCUCUUAUGACCCGCUACCCGCGCUGCUGCGUUCCUCACAUUGAGAGCAUUGCGGAGGGUGAGGAGGGGAGUGUGACAGUUGACGUUGCAGCAGACGCGUCUGCGUCUGUGAGAGGGGUGGGAGGAGCUGGUUCUGGUUCAGCUGGGGGGGCCCGGCCAGCGUCUCCUGCUGCUGCUCUUGGGCGUCUGGAUGCGGGCAUGGACGCGUACCUCACCAAGCCCAUCGACCCCGCCCUCACGGCGCACACGCUGCUCUCCCUCAUGACCCGCUACCUGCUCUGCUGUCUUCCGCACUGUGAGAGCAUUGCGGAGGGGGAGGAGGGGAGUGCAGCAGUUGACGUUGCAGCUGACGGUACUGCGUCUGGGGGAGGGGUAGGUGCAUCUGGCUCUGCUGGGGGGGGAGCGGCCGGUGUCUCCUGCUGCGGCUCUGGUGGUGACCAUACAGCCGUGAGCCAGUGUGCUGGGCUGCAAGCAAGCAAGCAAGCAGGUGCGCCAGCAAGCAAGCAGGCGCACCAGCAAGCAAGCAGGCGCACCAGCAAGCAAGCAGGCGCACCAGCAAACAAGCAGGCGCACCAGCAAGCAAGCAGGUGUGGACGAGUGUGGCCCAGGGAGCAGACAGGUGUGGCCCAGGGAGCAGACAGGUGUGGCCCAGGGAGUAGCCGUGGUGCUGUGUGCAGCAGGGGCAGGGCAGAGGAAACAGAUCCAGCCAAGCACGAGAAGGAUUUGGUAGCAGCAAAAGGGGAGAAAGAGCUGAGCCAUUACAGAGGUGGAGAGGAGUGUUCUGUGGCAUGA
Messenger RNA from Closterium sp. Naga37s-1, 1117 nucleotides. The record is from the annotation of a GenBank genome assembly. Lineage: Eukaryota; Viridiplantae; Streptophyta; Zygnematophyceae; Desmidiales; Closteriaceae.